AUCUUACUCUCGAAUUCCAAUCAUGCUCUUACCUCGCGAUCGCUGUUAUUGGAUAUGGCUUCUCGUCUUCCUCCUACUCCACGCAUCUCCUUCCUGGUUCGCCUUGUCGACGUCGCAGCUGGAUCCUCUUUCCUCGGCUAAGAGGAGGCAGAUGAGGGAGAAAGUUCGAGAAAUGUUCUAUCAUGCUUAUGAAAACUACAUGACCCACGCAUUCCCGCAUGAUGAGUUAAAGCCGCUUACCAAAAGCUUCACUGACUCCCUUAGUGAACUUGGAAAUCUUAAGCUUGAACACUUACCCAAAGACUAUAAUGGAUCUGCCCUGACUCUCAUUGAAUCUUUGUCCAGCCUUUUUAUCAUGGGUAAUAUUACAGAAUUUGAUCGGGCGGUUCUCUGGCUUUCUGAAAAUUUGACAUUUGAUGUUGAUGCAAGGAUAAAUCUUUUUGAGUGCAACAUAAGAGUUCUUGGAGGACUUAUUUCUGCUCAUAUUCUUACAACCAGUUCUACGAACAGGUUGGAUCAAGGAGCUUACAAUAACCAGCUGCUUCUGUUGGCUGAAGAUUUGGGGCAACGCUUCUUACCUGCUUUUGAUACACCAACAGGGUUGCCAUAUGCAUGGAUUAAUUUGAAGUAUGGAGUUACGGAGAAUGAGACUACUGAAACAAGUACCUCUGGCUGUGGUUCUUUAAUUCUUGAAAUGGGAGCAUUGUCACGGUUAACUGGUGACCCCAGAUAUGAAUCUGCAGCUUUACGUGCUUUGCGUAAAUUAUGGAGCAUGCGCAGUUCACUGAAUUUACUGGGAACAACACUAGAUGUAGUAUCUGGGGAAUGGAUUGAACAUUCUUCUGGUAUUGGUGCUGGGGUUGAUUCAUUUUAUGAGUACCUAUACAAAGCUUACAUUCUUUUUGGAAAGGAAGAUUAUUGGAGAAUGUUUCAUUCAGCAUAUCUAGCAGUGCAAAAACAUUUCAGACAUGGUCCAUGGUACCAUGAAGCUGACAUGAGGACAGGAAAGGCAACUUAUUGGCAGCUUACAAGUCUUCAAGCCUUUUGGCCUGGUUUGCAGGUUCUUGUUGGGGACAUUACAGCUGCUAAUUCAUCGCAUCGUCAGUUUGUUCAUGUGUGGGAGAAAUAUGGAGUAUUACCAGAAAGGUAUCUGCUUGAUCAUCAGAUGUUACAUCCUACAGAAAAGUAUUAUCCUUUGCGUCCUGAAUUAGCAGAAUCCACAUUCUAUUUAUACCAAGCAACAAAAGAUCCGUGGUACAUGAAAGUUGGUGAAUCAAUUGUGAAUUCCCUAAAUCUGUACACCAAAGUGGAAGGAGGAUUUGCAAGCGUCAGGGAUGUAACAACUAUGCAAUUGGAAGAUCAUCAACAUAGCUUCUUUCUUGCCGAAACUUGCAAGUAUUUGUACCUUCUCUUUGAUGAUUCGUUUUUGGUGGACCGGAACUACAUAUUCACUACUGAAGGUCAUCCUCUUCCAGUGCUAAGUUCUUGGCAUGAGAAGUUACCAGAGACUUACAUACCAACUAACUGGACUUAUGUGAAGGGCAAAACGCCAGCAAAAAAAGCCAGUGCUAUGUCUCGACAACUCUGCCCUGCUACAACACUAAGGUCAGGAUAUGGAAGCCAGCAGAUUGAGAGUGCAUGCCACAUCCCUGAUGCUCGUGGUGACCACAGGUGUUUCAGUGACGAUGACUGCGGAGUUGACUCAACUACUUGUAGAAGAAGAUCUUGUAGCAUUGCUGGAUACUGUGGGCUGUGGUUGUUCAAAUGAUAACUGGAUGGAGAAAAUUUGCGGAACUUUCUUCAAAAUAAACUUCAAUGAAAGAUGUACCAAAAAAAAAAAAACUUCAAUGAAAGGAAAGUUUCCACAAAGUUGUGAAAUACAAUACCAGAAGCCUGUACAAGAAGUAGAAAAAGGAGAAAGGGUAGAAACACAUGUUACAGAAAUUCUCACACCAUUAGUUGAUCUAGUCUAGGUAUGUACGUUGUAUUGAAUUAUGCUAAUUGACUUGCCAUUACAUUCUUGUAUCUGCUAUUCAAAUUUUGAUUGCAGCGUUUAUAGAAAACUCAUAGAAAUAAAAUUCUAAUUUCUGC
Molecule: messenger RNA, 2091 nt
Organism: Rubroshorea leprosula
Lineage: Eukaryota; Viridiplantae; Streptophyta; Magnoliopsida; Malvales; Dipterocarpaceae
Source: the annotation of a GenBank genome assembly